This is a messenger RNA of Temnothorax curvispinosus, 860 nucleotides long. Its product is annotated as actin-related protein 2/3 complex subunit 5-like. NCBI's taxonomy places the organism in Eukaryota, Metazoa, Arthropoda, Insecta, Hymenoptera, Formicidae. Bases 118 to 678 code for a protein of 186 amino acids. Gene Ontology annotation, biological process: Arp2/3 complex-mediated actin nucleation; regulation of actin filament polymerization; cell migration. The record is from RefSeq and is a predicted model, not a curated record. The transcript is spliced from 2 exons. Gene Ontology annotation, molecular function: actin filament binding. Gene Ontology annotation, cellular component: actin cytoskeleton; Arp2/3 protein complex; cytoplasm.
AUGGCGCGGCGCGAUGCGCGCGACCCGCUUCCGAACGUACUGUGGGCGAGACUCUAUCGCUGUUCGAUAAGCCGGGCGUGAACUGAACGCGCAGGAAACGUCAAACACGCAGCCGAGAUGUCGAGGAACGACGGCAAGAAGGACACCUCGGCGUCCGCGUUCCGCAAGAUCGACGUGGACCAGUACAGCGACAACAAUUUCAAAGAGGAGGACGCGGACGGCGGUGUAGGUGCGCUCACCGGCCCGGACGAGAACGAGAUCUUGACACUUCUUAGCCAAUAUCCUUUUGCAAAACUCUUGCUUUUCGUAGAUCCUUUGCUUUUCAGUGAUUUCGUCGUGCAAUUUUCCUUAACACCAUUUAUCACGGGUAAGAACGCGGAGGCGUUAAUAUCGGUAUUAAAGUCCGCACCGUUGGAGUGUAAGAACCAGCAAGUGAAGGACAGUGCUAGAAAUUUAACACAGAAGGUGCUCCUAAGUAUAAAGUCGAAUCAAAUGGACGAUUGCUUAGCACAAUUAGAUCGUGACUUAGUGGAUGUUCUAAUGAAGUAUAUUUACCGAGGUUUCGAAAUCCCGACAGAAGGUAGCAGUAGUCACUUGUUACUUUGGCAUGAAAAGGUAUUUAACGUAAGCGGUGUCGGCUGCAUCGUCCGUGUAUUCUCUGACAGCAAACGGGCUUGAAAUUUUGUAAAUUUCACAGUAACACGUUCAUUAUAAUAAUUACCAUUAAUUCUUACUGUUAUUCAUCGUCAUUGUUAAUGCGAUGAGGAUGUAGAUAGGCAAGCCAUUCGCAAUUUUCCGUAUGGGAAAUACAACAAAUUUGUGUACAUUUGUUAUCAAUAAAGUAAUUUUUAUUUCUUGUA